CUAAACGGGGCUUCCCGACUUUGCUCCAACUACAUCGUCAGAUAACCAAGCAAGAAUCUACCUUCCCGGGUGCAAUUGAGCGACUGACGAGAGGGUUUGGGCAGCGCCCGUUUUCGAAAAGGACAAGACAAGUGCAGAGAUGAGUCUCUCCGCCAGAUUGGCUUGGCGGGCGACGACGAGGUGUACUGCGAGGUCAACACCUGCUCUCGGGAGGUCCGCGCCCAGACCCACGAUAGCAUCAUCCCCGCGAUGUCUCUUCUUCACAAAGGCCCAGUCAUGGUUGGGUCAUAAGCCACAACAAAAAAAGCUGGAGGAGAAGCCCCUUGGGCCACAACCUGCGAUACAGCACGACAAUGAUACCAAGCCGUCACGCCCUGCUGCCGUCCUGCACGAAGACAUUUACACGCUGCCCAACAUAUUAACCUUCACACGUCUCGUUGCUGCCCCGGUCAUUGGCUACCUCGUUCUUCACGAUCAGCACGCAUGGGCCGUUGGCCUCUUUGCCUAUGCGGGCGUAACAGACCUCCUCGAUGGAUGGAUUGCGCGUCGCUGGGACAGCAAGACAGUCGUAGGCACAGUCAUUGAUCCAAUGGCAGACAAAACUCUCAUGACGAUUCUGACCAUUUGUCUGGCUGCCAAGGGCGCAUUACCGAUUUGGUGCGCUGGCAUCAUCCUGGGUCGUGAUGUCGGCCUCGCUAUCUCUGCAAUUUACUACCGAUGGAUUUCUCUCCCGCCACCAAAGACAUUUGCCCGCUAUUGGGACUUUUCACUCCCAUCAGCUGAAGUUCGCCCCACGACUAUCAGCAAGUACAACACCUUCUUGCAACUUGCACUCGUCGGAGUCACGACUGCUGCGCCCCUUUUGAGCACCGACUUGUCAUCUGCCCUGACAGUCAUGCAAUACGUCGUUGCUGCUACCACCAUAUGGAGCGGUGCAAGCUACAUCUACACAAAGGAUGCAGUCAAAAUCCUUAAUAAGCAGAACUCUAAAAACCCCUGAUUUACUAUCGUCGUUCAAAGUCUAUCAAGUGGCAGUCACGAUAGUAACAGAAGAGGCCACAAAUUUGGCUUCACCUAACGCGGCCCGAGCCUAGGGUCAUCCAGAAAGCAGGAAACGCAAGGUUUGAACAAAAGACAAAAUUCGAACAGCAAGACAAAGUUCAGCAAGGUUUUCCAAAACUUUGAGCUUGAGCUUGAGCUUGAAUAUCCUGUGUAUACCCC
This is a messenger RNA of Fusarium redolens, 1221 nucleotides long. RefSeq lists its product as uncharacterized. Gene Ontology annotation, cellular component: mitochondrion; membrane. Bases 140 to 1000 code for a protein of 286 amino acids. The transcript is spliced from 4 exons. Lineage: Eukaryota; Fungi; Ascomycota; Sordariomycetes; Hypocreales; Nectriaceae. The record is from RefSeq and is a predicted model, not a curated record. Gene Ontology annotation, biological process: cardiolipin biosynthetic process. Gene Ontology annotation, molecular function: cardiolipin synthase activity.